AAGAGUGGCUUUCAUUCACCACCGGUGAGUUUUGAAAGAACAGAGUGCAUUUGCUUGUGAGAAGAAGAGAGAGGCUAAGAUGAUUGCUGAGGCUGUUGUUUCCUCUGUCAUAGAAAAACUUGGAGAUCUCCUUAUCCAUGAAGGAUUCUUUCUCCGGGAAGUAUGUGGUGAGGUCGAGUGGGUUCAAAAAGAACUGACGUGGAUGCAGGCUUUUUUAAAAGAUGCAGAGACGAAACAAAACGAUGCAAGGGUGAAGAAAUGGGUAGAAGAUGUUAGAGACAUUGCUUACAAAGCAGAGGACAUCAUCGACGAAUUCAUCUUUAAAAUAGAACAAAAGAGAAGAGGUUUUCUUGGUCCUAUCAAGAAGACGUUUGCUCGGCAUCAGCUAGGCAAGGAGAUCGAAAAGAUAAAGAACCAACUCGAUGAAAUCUCUAAGAGAAGAUCGAAUUAUGGCAUUAAAGAUCUCUGUCAAGGUGGAGAAGGAAGUAGUUCCAUGAGUGAAAGUUUGCGAGAGCAGAGGCGAACCUCUCAUCUAUAUGAACAAACGGAACUCAUUGGUUUUCAAGAAGAUAUAAGGACCUUGGUGGCAAGGUUGAGCGAGGGCGAUCGACGACGAUGUGUGAUUUCUAUAGUCGGAAUGGGUGGUCUUGGCAAGACUACUCUUGCAAAGAAAGUUUAUAAUCAUGACGCUGUUAAGAAGCAUUUCAAUUGUUGCGCAUGGAUAUAUGUAUCUCAAGAAUAUAAUGUGAAGGAUCUUUUGCUGAGUAUUAUGAGAUGCUUUAUGAUUCCCACUGAAGACCCGAACGUCGAUCAGCUGAGGGUGAAGCUUUUCGAGCAUUUGAUGGUGAGGAGAUAUUUUGUAGUGGUAGAUGAUAUCUGGAAGACAGAAGCAUGGGAUGCUUUAGCAGCUACUUUUCCCGACACGAAUAACGGAAGUCGAAUCCUGCUUACCACUCGUAACAAAGACAUAGCUACAGAUGCAGAUGCACGAUGCCGUCCUCAUGAGCUGCAACUUUUAAGAGAAGAUGAGAGCUGGGAAUUAUUUAAUAAGAAAGUGUUCUUCCAAGAAGAUUCCCAUUGCCCUCAAUAUCUAGAAGGGUUAGGAAGACAGAUCGUGGCAAAGUGCCAUGGUUUGCCUCUUGCGGUUGUUGUUAUUUCGGGCUUAUUAUCAAGGAAACCAGGGCUUUUAAGUGAAUGGGAGAAAGUACUCAAAAGCAUUAGCUGGCAAUUUGUUGAAGGCGAUGCAAAUAUCUCUCCAAUAUUAGCUCUAAGCUAUGAAGAUCUACCCUAUCACCUGAAGUCAUGCUUUCUCUAUCUUGUGGCUUUUCCAGAAAACUACGAAAUCUCCGUGGAGGAGUUGAUUUGGUUCUGGGUUGCAGAAGGAUUUGUACAUGCAAGAGGGGCUGAGACAUUGGAGGAAGUCGCAGAAGAUUGUGUGCAAGAACUAAUCCAAAGAAGCCUAAUUCAAGUGGUGAAAAAAAGUUUCAUCGGCACAAUUAAAAGCUGUCGCAUCCAUGAUCUACUACGCGAUCUCUCGAUCUCAAAAGCAAAGGAAGAAAAUUUUCUCCACAGGGACACAGACCCUCUCUUCAUGUAAAGCACGUCGACUUUCUAUGCAACAUAGUAUUGGUGAGUACACUUCCUUAAAGCUAUCCACUCCAUGCGUUCGUUCUAUCUUGUGCUUCAGCUUACACAAAGAAAUACUUGAAAAGAAUCAGCAAAAGUUUCUUUUUGAGAGCUUUCAUUUACUCAGGGUUUUACAUCUACACCGAAUAGGGGUAAAAGAGUUUCCAGAUGAAAUAGGUACACUUGUGCACUUGAGAUACCUUGGCAUUACUGGACACGAUACGAAUCUUGAGACACUCCCAUCGUCGAUUGCCAAUCUUUGCAAUUUACAAACACUAGAGAUCGAAUCUAAUGAGAUCUGCAUACCUAGUGAUAUUUGGAAGAUGCAACAAUUAAGGCAUGUAAGCGUAAAGAAUCGAUUUAGGUGUAAAGGAUGUAAUGCAGGUGGGCUGACCGGGAACAAACUCAGUUUUUCAAGCAACCUACAAACUCUAAGAACUAUUUGUGCAGGCGACUGGAUAAAAGAUUGCUUGGGAGAGCUGGUUAAUCUUAGGAAACUAGUAAUAGAGGAAGUUAAUUUAAGUAGGCAUGGAAAGGGAUUGUUUGACUCUAUUCCUAAAUUGGACCACCUCCAGUCUUUGAGUUUACGUGGUGAUAUUCUAAAUAUUGCAAGCCUAUUUCCGGCAAUUUCAAAUCGGCUGCAUCUGAAUAAGCUGCAUUUAUGGGGAAGGUUAGAGAGGCUACCGGAAACUAAUGAAUUCUCACCAAAUCUCACUAGGCUUACCUUGCAGGCUUCUUUCUUAGUGCAAGACCCGAUGAUGACACUAGAGAAACUACCAAACCUUCAGAUUCUCAAAAUGAAGUUGUUUGCAUACAAGGGAAAGGAAAUGGUCUGCUCUGCGCAAGGGUUUCCUCGACUUCAGUCCUUGACAGUUGCUAGCUUUAAUAAUUUAGAGCGGUGGAUAGUUGAGGAAGGAGCAAUGCCGAGUCUUUUACAUUUACAUAUUUUCAAAUGCCUACAAAUGAAGAUGCUUCCAGAAGGAUUGGAGCAUGUAACUGCACUCAGGAAUUUGGAGCUAAUUUCUAUGCCUCAGAGUUUAAUCAAUGGGCUUGGUGUAGGGGGAGUGGAUUGGCAUAAGAUUCAACACUUACCCUCCAUCGACAUUAAGUAUACUCAGUGAAAGGCAGAGAUCAUAGCUAAUAUAUGCUCGAGCAACAUAUGUAGAAGCUAUUGUUUAAUGAGGAACACCUUCCACUGAAAUAUGCUGAAGCUGUUUCUGAAGAUAAAUAUUGAUAUGGAGAAAUUUUAUUUGUUGUGGAGACUGGCAAUCAAAGACAGGCUUUCAUUCUUUGUUGAAGAUAGAUUCAGGAUAUCUCCAAAGUAAAGCAGAUGUGUUGAGAUUGGAAAGUCUCAAGCUUGUGCAACCCAACUCCCCUACAAGCCAACACAGGCCCAGAUGGAAGAGAUGUGCAAGAUCCAAGCUGUCCAUUAGGUGGGUCCCUACUUGUUGAUGCCACAGCUCAAAAAUCAGGCGAGUCUACUCCUUGGAGGGUCACCAAAAGCGAGGGACCCACUCCCUACGAAUUCUGUGCAGCAAGACCCAUUUAGGAGUUUCUCUGUUCUAAGCACAUCAUAUGUCUUCACAAGCUCGGAAGAUGCUUCUAUCAAACAGAAUCUUAGCAAUAGGGAGCCUGCUGAGACUACUUGGUGGAGAUCACCUGCAACGCAGGGUUGUGGCGUUUGAGGGAGCUAUUCUUCUCAUUACAUCUCCUGUGAUUUCAUGCUUCUCGGUUAGAGCUGAAGACAUUCCUUACCUUUUAUGUGAUUGAUGAUUGCAUCAUGUUGCAUUUGCACCAUCAGGUUUGUUCAUUUAGAACUUGCUCCAUGCUGAUCAGUUACUGGAAUGAUAUCUUUUGGAGGAUUUUUAGCAUUGUUAUAUUUCCAAGUUUAAGUCAUCUUGUCUUAAUUUCAUAUGAUUAGAUGCUGGUAGUGGGAGGAAUGCUAAUACUGGAAAGGAUAAUGAAGUCAAUCAAAGCACAGGCAGAGACCUUACAUCCACUUCUUCACCAGUCUUGCAGGACAGAGAAAAUAAUGCAACCAUUACAACAUGAGUUUAGAUGACAAAAAAAUCAAUGUGAGCCUAAUGGACAGAAACAGUUUUCAACGGUGAACGUCUUUAGGACCACCAUUUCCCGUGGUGCUGUCCACUUGAGCUUUGGAUCUGCCUCAUUUUUAGACUCCUGCACUAAAAUGAGCUGGCUAAAGGUUUGGAUGGCAUAGAUAAGCCACAUACAUCACAAUGGGCCCCACAGUUUUUUCCUUUCUGCCCAAGUUUGGAGUUCAAAAGGCGUGCCGUCAAUGUUGUAUGAGGAUGCUUCUGCAAUUAUGGAUUAAGGAAAAGCACAAGAUGUGAUCUUUUACUCAUAUCAAAGAUAUUAUCAACAGUUUUGCUGCCAAUCAUGAAGAGGAAGAAGUAAUGGGAAUCUGAAAUCAUCUGGAUGUUAUAUCGGUUUUCUUAAAUAUCAGUCGUGGUAGAGUUCCGGCUGAAUUGAUUUGGCAAAGAACGAGAUUUGGGGAAUACACGUCACUCAGCAAACUCGACACUGGUGCAGCACGCGGUGGUUUCUGAGCAUCCCCAACUCUACAAAGGAAAUUAUCCACAUCAUCCAUGGUCACCUGAGAAAGAAUCAAUCUCCUGACCAGAGAGGAAGUGAUCUACAUAUAGUAAAAUAAAAUGCACUAAGAACAUCUAUUGUGCCGGUUCAUGUUAGGAUGUUUUGAAUGGGUGACACCCAAGAAAUCUUGCUUGACAGGAGAAUGCACCCUUUGAUCA
This is a messenger RNA of Magnolia sinica, 4400 nucleotides long. RefSeq names its product putative disease resistance protein At1g50180. The record is from RefSeq and is a predicted model, not a curated record. Lineage: Eukaryota; Viridiplantae; Streptophyta; Magnoliopsida; Magnoliales; Magnoliaceae. Gene Ontology annotation, molecular function: ADP binding. The transcript has 8 exons. Gene Ontology annotation, biological process: defense response to other organism. Bases 80 to 1597 code for a protein of 505 amino acids.